Messenger RNA from Eleginops maclovinus (Patagonian blennie), 5805 nucleotides. It is a transcript of the gene rps6kb1a, whose product is annotated as ribosomal protein S6 kinase b, polypeptide 1a. The transcript is spliced from 15 exons. The coding region runs from base 1838 to 3343 and encodes 501 amino acids. The record is from RefSeq and is a predicted model, not a curated record. Gene Ontology annotation, molecular function: ATP binding; protein serine/threonine kinase activity. Lineage: Eukaryota; Metazoa; Chordata; Actinopteri; Perciformes; Eleginopidae. Gene Ontology annotation, biological process: signal transduction; peptidyl-serine phosphorylation.
UACAUUUAAAAAAAAAAAAGAAGAUGUUAUACAAUAAGAAAAGCAAAUGUGAAAGGCAUUUCAUUCUAGGCUUAACAGUCUACAUUAACAGUCAACAUUUACUAUUCCACCCCCCCCCAAAAAAACCAAAACAUAUCGGCUAUGUUUGGACAUUUAGAAAACAUACUUAAAAGCCUAAAAAAUAAAAGAAUGAUUCAACCUAAUCUCAUUCUGAUAUUUCUUUCAAAGUGGCAAAAAAGAAAUAUAAGGGAGCAGCACAUGGGGAUUGGAAAUACCCAUUCUGCAUCAAGACGAAAAAAGUGUAGCUGAUCAGCAGAUAUGUUAAAAAUAAAAACGUUUCACUCCCUGGAGAGGAUUUCCUUUUCCUCGCUGCCCCCUACUGGUUAGUAAAGGUUGUGGUUCACAGACCCUGCAAUGAACAGCAGAGAUUAAAUGUGACUAUGACUGGCUGGGACCAACUACACUAUGCUUAACCUCUGACAGUGUAAAACAAAAAAUCUUAGCUUAAUUUUAUUACAGCAGGUUUGACCUGUCACAGUUGGAAAAGCACAGGAACAAACGUAAAUGAUGGUUAUGUUAUAUUCAUGUGUCCCAAGACGCUGUCAUGUGAAUGAGCCAGCAUGUGUAAUAGCAAGAUCAUGACACAGACAGGAAAAAGAUUGUAGCAAUCAUUCAUUUAGUUAUGAUAUAUGUGUGCUUUUCCUACUGUGACAUGUCAAGAUGUCCUUUGUGAAGAAGGCUUGUUGUACAUCCUCUCAGCAGCCUAUAAAUCAGCUGCAUUUGAGAUAAAUUCAAAAACAUCUGUUCAAAUCAAUGAGAUAUGAAGAGUUUUGUAUUAUCUAAUUAACACAAUAUCAUUCUAACAAACAAACACCAUAAUUAAAAUACUUUGCUAGUUCCUGCUUUGCACGUCAGUGAAAAUCACUGUGUCAGAAAUACAGUAGACAUAAUGAUUUAACAAAAUGAAAACACUACCGAAUAAAUACAUUUUGUUUAUCCAGAUACACAGUUUUGCAUAAUCUGUGAGUUAUGAAGAAGGCCUUGUUAUCCACAGCUGAUAAUUGUGACACCAGAUUUUAGUUUGUUGUUAUUUUAAUUUCUGGUUGCUGACACACCAUCUUAAUCCAGAUAAAUUAAAACCUGUGACUAACAAUCAUUCUGUUAAAAAUUGUUUAACAUAAAACUCAUCUGGAGGUGUUUAUUGCCUAAACAAAAAGAGUUGCUGUCCAACAAGAUAACUUUCUGAUAGCACACAGUAAAUUCCAUUAUUUGGUAAAAAUGUAUACACUUUUCAAAGAUCAUAUUGCUUUUUAAACAACUUGAAUGCUAAAAAUCUUGAUUUGUUUAGUUACUGUAAUCACAAAUAAUUGUAGGGAAAUGAAAAGUAAAAUAUUUUUUCUCUGUAUUGUAAUGGAUUAGAAGUGUAAUUUCAAAUACAGGCAAGUUUGAUUUUACUCUUCUCUUGUACUACAUUUCAAAGUUGCUCAGAAGUCAAUAUGGCCUAUUUUCUGAAUCAGGAAAGGUAGCUUUUUAAGGAAGCAUACGCAAUUAUAGCUUUUGAAUCAUUACAAGAUCCAAUUUCCCUUCUUUAUAUAUUGCAAGUUGUCAAUUAUUCACUUGUGUUUUAUGUCUCCAAGCCACCCUGAGCCGUAAAUCCCGGUGGCCGACACUAGAGGCUUUAUCUGCCGCUGGGUCCUCGUCUUGUUUUGGUUAGCUGGAUGUUAGCCCAUGCUUGCUGCUGUAGCCGGUUGUAACGGUGAUGGCUCUCCCAUGAGGCGGAGGACCGGGACUGUGUUUUUGGACUAAAAGGACGGACGCUAAAGGAAGUGCCGUGGCCAUGGCAGGGGUUUUCGACAUCGAUUUGGAUCAACCGGAUGAGAACGUCUCUGACGACGAACUUGAGGACGGGGGCCAGCUCAGUGAAUACAUGGACCAAUGCAGUGGCUUUGAAUUUAACAUGGAUGACUGUGAGAAGUUUGAAAUUUCAGAGAACAGUGUGAACAAGGGAACAGAGCAGAUCAGGCCUGAGUGCUUUGAGCUGUUGAAAGUUUUGGGAAAAGGUGGCUAUGGAAAGGUGUUUCAGGUUCGGAAGGUGUCAGGUGCCACCUCCGGAAAGAUAUUUGCUAUGAAAGUUUUGAAAAAGGCAAUGAUUGUGCGAAAUGCGAAGGACACGGCGCACACUAAAGCUGAGAGGAACAUUCUGGAGGAGGUGAAGCACCCGUUCAUUGUGGACCUCAUCUAUGCCUUCCAGACGGGGGGAAAGCUGUACCUUAUUCUGGAGUAUCUGAGUGGAGGGGAGCUGUUUAUGCAGCUGGAAAGAGAGGGUAUCUUCAUGGAAGACACAGCAUGUUUCUACCUGGCUGAGAUCUCCAUGGCAAUGGGUCACUUGCACCAGAAAGGCAUCAUCUACAGAGACCUGAAGCCUGAGAACAUCAUGCUCAACAACAACGGACAUGUGAAGUUGACAGACUUUGGUCUAUGCAAAGAGUCGAUCCAUGACGGGACAGUCACGCACACCUUCUGUGGGACUAUUGAGUAUAUGGCUCCGGAGAUCCUGAUGAGGAGCGGACAUAACCGAGCAGUAGACUGGUGGAGUUUAGGCGCUCUGAUGUAUGACAUGCUGACAGGCGCGCCCCCAUUCACCGGUGAAAACCGAAAGAAGACGAUUGACAAAAUUUUAAAAUGCAAACUCAGCCUUCCACCUUACCUCACACAAGAGGCCAGAGACCUUUUGAAAAAGCUGCUUAAACGAAAUGCCUCGUUGCGACUUGGGGCUGGACAGGGAGAUGCUGCUGAAGUCCAGGCCCAUCCAUUCUUCCGGCAUAUCAACUGGGACGACCUUCUUGCUCGCAAAGUGGAGCCUCCAUUCAAACCAUACCUGCAAUCGGCAGAUGAUGUCAGCCAGUUUGACUCCAAGUUCACCAGCCAGACUCCGGUGGACAGCCCCGACGACUCCACGCUCAGCGAGAGCGCAAAUCAAGCCUUCCUGGGCUUCACGUACGUAGCUCCAUCUGUGCUGGAAAAUGUCAAGGAGAAGUUCUCUUUCGAGCCAAAGGUGCGCUCGCCAAGGAAGUUCCCGGGAAGCCCCAGAACACCUGUGAGUCCCUUGAAGUUUGUGGGCGGGGACUGCUGGCCCCGGGGGCCCCCGCUGACCGGCCGCCCUGUGGAGCAGCCCAUGGAAGUGUCAGCAGUGGAGCAGAUGGACACGAGCGGCAGCGGCGCCUCCGAGGUGUCUGCGCCGCUUCCCAUCAGGCAACCCUCAGGCCUCAAUGCAGGGCCUUACAAAAAGCAGACCUACCCCAUGAACUCUAAACGGCCCGAACAUCUACGGAUGAACCUAUGACGCACGGCUCGCCUACGAACCUCCUCUUCCCUUUUGUCGUUUUGUUCAAAGAGACUUGUAGAAUUUCUUUUUUAAAUUGACUGACACUGUCUGUGCUGAUCACCAGCUCUUCCACUAGCGCCUUCCUGUCCUGCUGCUCCUGAUGCAGACCAUCAACAGCUGAAGAUGUAUGGUCAGUCGGGGAAGUAGUGUGAGAGUUGGCUGGGUAAUGCCUGCUGAGGAGUGUGCUGAGGGGGCGUUAUCAUAUGAUUUAUUGGUGCUCUUUUAUCCUUAAGUCUGGACAAAGUACUUUUAGUGUUAACGAGUCAGUGUCUGCAGAGAAUUUACUAAAAGGGGCAUUUUCUCUGCCAGGCUUCUUCAUUUUUUUUCGCAGUCAUAACUUGCAGGCUACACUAUCUGUAGGGAGAAUUAUUUUCAGAUACCAAUUCCUCAGUGAACACAGUAUUCCUUUUGUUUGAGGAAAACAAUCACAAUGCCUUUGUCACUGGAGCAUGUGGUCAGGAGUAGGCGGAGCACGAAUAACGGAAAAGCAGCUAUAAAAAGACAAGUGAAAUCUCAGCUGAAAACAUAUCUUCCACCACAAUCAAUACCAAAUGCUGUCGCUGCUUUAGUCGUCUGACUGGAAAGCUUUCCACUGAAGCCUGACCAGAAGCACUGUUCAGUUUCUGUUGUUUUGAAUGUAAACAGACUCUAAAUGCCUUUCUGCAUAAAUCUCCUGCCCCUAGCUGGAAUGACGCCUGCAGCAUUAUGUUUUAAAGUAUCUAUUCGUUCAGGUGGACCCAGAAUAGGCGCAUGCAAACUGACAUCACUGAGUUUAAUUGAUUCGGGCGGUCUUCAUGUCUGAUGCUCCGGGUGUUUAACGUUUGCUUUCGGGUAGGGCUGUACCGAAUAUUACAAAGCUUCAAAACAUGGACAUUGAGAUUAUAAAGCAACAUUCAGUACUCUUUAUAUGUUUUAUUCCAUUCAUCCUGUUUAAAAACUGUGUUUUAGACUACACUAAUGUAAUUAGUACUGUACUAUUGGUAGAGUUAGAUGCCAGUUGUGGCUGGGUAGGAUGUUUUCUGACUGAUCUAAACAUUCCAAAUAACUACACAAAAGUCCCAAAAUAUAGAUGCAAUCAUUUCUAAUAUAUACAACAUGUUUUUGUUUAACCAUAUAUUCUGCUAACAUCUAUAUUUGUUGGUGGUGAGCCUUUCAAAAACAUUUUGACCACACCAGUAUCAACAGGGCUGUCUAACAGCGUCAUACAUUGCAUUUCUAUAACCACAAUAACAAGAAUGUAUUUCUGCUAGAACACUAUUAUACUAGAUUACUGUAAAGGGUCAGAUUAUGUUAUUUCAUUUGCUUGACACUCGUCUGUCGAAGAAAUGGCUUUAUCAAAAGACUUUUAUUAUAAAUUCAACGACAUUCGGUACAGCCCUAUUCUUUUUGAAUUUGCAGUGAGAGGGAUCUCCAUGGUAGGGGGAUCAACUCAGACUUGAGGAAUGGACCAUCUGUUAAACACUGAGGUGUAUUAUCUGUGAGUUGAGCUUCUCUGUAGAUUCCCAUGAGGCUAACGGAAAAUGUAGUGGAUGAACCCUGACUUCAGUUUUCGAAUGGCUCCCUGUGUUAUCCAAAUACUUUACUGAUGAAUGAAUUUACUGAAUGAAUAGACCAAAAGCACUGUUACAAUGAACCAAAUGAUUUGAAAUGAGAACAGCAAAGGUCAAACACUCAUAUUGGAUCAGAUUACGCUCCAUGUUGAUGCUCACAGGAGCGGUUAGUGUGUAUUUGUAUGGGAAUGUGUAACCUAGCUGCAGCUAGCAUAGAUCCAGUUUCUAGUGUGGGUCGAUUGAUUUUUUUUCCUUCCACCAUUCCUGUACAACAUUUGUGUUUAGUCACUCCCCUUUUUACUCUAACUUUCUUUCCUUGUGAUAUUUAUUUUUUGUUUCCACUGCAUUGUUCACACUAUGCAAACCAUGUAUUUAUUAUGUAGUGUUAUUUAGAUAAGGCAGCAGAUAAUGUGAUGAUUGAUUUGGCAUUUUGUCAGAUUUUACUUCUGGCUUUAUACUUUACUCAGAAGCAUGUAAAGUAUGAUUUUACUUCCCCAGAAUAUGUCUUACAGCAGUUUUAUUUUCGUCCCAAAUAUAGAACAGCGACCUAUUCCUCUGAAAGUAUUUAUUGUAUAACGGGGAUUUUCAGAACAUAAUGUCUUAAGACUUUCCUGCUGAAAACUUGAACUUUUUAUUUUUGCAGUGCUUAAAGCAAGGGCAGAAAAACACUGAUCCAAUACCAAGGAUGUUCAUCUGAGUGGGAUCAUUUCCGUGUGAGUAGAUUGUAUGAAAGAGAUGGGGAGAUUCACGUGGAUACACUGCUUCUGUGCAGGUAUACCUGAGGAUCCUCCAUACAGGAUGUGAACUGCUUACUUCAGGUGGGAAACACCUAUUUUGAAUAAAAUCACCAGUGGGAAUUAAAUAACAAAA